CACCGGUCUCACAGUGGACCCCCGAAAAGCCCGCCUUGCAGACGCAGUCGUAGCCUCCCACGCUGUCGGAGCACAAGGCCCCGUUCUUGCAGGGUCUGUCUGCACACUGAUCUCCGUCUGAGCGGGCAGGAAGUGGAGAUGAGCCUCACGUGAUCAGUUGUCAAAGCGUCACAUGGACUUACCGAUGUAGACGGACCAGAAGAUGUCCUGGAAGAGAAGGCGAGGAUCGUAAGUGUCCAGACUGACCUUUCCCAACAUGAACAACGUGGAGCUUACCGUGCGGUACGAGUCCUGGAAGUGCUUUCGGGCCUCCUCGUAGGUGCACACCCUCUCCAUGCAGGCCUGCUCCAGGGUGGAGGACGGCUGGUUGGCGCCGUCGACGCUCCUCUUGUGACGAGAGAUCAGCGAGCUGGCCUGCUGCUUGUCCAGGAAGACUGGUGGAGGAGUCACAUGAUGACAACCGUUACGGUGGAACGGAGCUCAUCACAUGUCUACGUCUCCUCGUGUUCCCGUCCCCAUCCCUCCUCACCUGUUUCAGGUGGGCUCUGAACGGCGGCCACGGCCCCCGCCAACAGACACACCAGAGCGGCGACUGUGUGUGAGGGGUGCAUGGUUGACACGCGGACAGCCAAGAUGCCGCAACAGCAGGGAUCAGGAGAUGAAAGAUGUCACGCAACCUGAACAGGAACAUGAAGCACAAAGAGGAGUACAACGGUGGUCUCGGACCAGCUGCUGCUUGCCGGGGCAGGAUCUGGACUGCCCGACCCGACCCAGGGAGACUCUGAGACUGUGCAUCUGGAGGUGCAAAUGAAUGUUUGCCUGCUAAUUUCCCCAGCGAGAGCGGGUGCAUGGCAGCAUCCAGAGGCAUAUUUCAUACGAUGACCGUAUGAGGUUCACGGGGGAUGAUGGAGGCACAUUCUGCAAGUUCUCCAAAUGGACCGUGCCUGGCCCAGAAGCACUUUAAGGCUUCUCUGAAUCGUGGUUAUGAAAGAAUGACGAUUAGGACGCACAAAUCUCCAGCGAGGUCAUUGCUCUACUUUUCCAUUUCUGCUUUAAAACGUAGUGGGGGGAAGUUGGGAAGGUUCUCUCCUACACCAUUAAAGGAAGACGUUCCAUGACCUGGACCAGAACCUAGAAGGUAUCCGUCUGUCCCGUGUGUGUUUAGAGACGGCAUCGCCGCACCGCGAGCCAAUCCAACUAAAACCCUCAAAAUGACAUCAGCCUACACCAUCCUCCCCAUCUCACUCAUCUCUCCUCCGCUCUCCUCCUUCCUCUUCCCUCAUCCGCCGACACAUCUCACCUCGCCCGCCGCCCUCCUCCUCCUCCCACGUCUCGCCUCGCUCUCCUCCAUUCUUACCCCCCCCUCCCCUCCACGGCCCCCACCUUUCCUCACACUCACACGUGCCGAUUGGCAGACAAGGACGGAGAAACGAGCGGCGGUCAGCAAGCACUCUGCUGGCGUGGUGGUAGCGGUGGUCCGGCUUCUUGACACCGAGCGCAGCUGAGGAAGAGGACGCAGCCAUGGAGCACAGCCACAUCUUCCCUGUGCCCCCCCCGAAUGACAGCAGCUGGAGCGCCGGGCAGCAUCCCUCAGAGGUGGCCCCCGGGUGCCCCCUUGGACCUCUGCCUGUCAUCUACUACAGCGUCCUGCUGUGUCUGGGCCUGCCUGCCAACAUCCUGACGGUGGUCAUCCUGUCCCAGCUGGUGCUGCGUCGUCAGAAGUCGUCCUACAACUAUCUCCUGGCGCUGGCGGCCGCCGACAUCUUGGUCCUGCUCCUCAUCGUGUUUGUUGACUUCAUACUGGAGGACUUCAUUUUGGCCACGCCCCUGCCUCCAUCCAUCAACAGUGCAGUGCAGGUGUUGGAGUUCUGCUCCAUCCACACCUCCAUCUGGAUCACCGUGCCUCUCACCGUCGACCGCUACAUCGCCGUGUGCCACCCGCUGCGCUACCACACCGUCUCCUACCCGGCCCGCACUCGCAGGGUGAUAGUCGGCGUCUACAUCGGGUGCCUGCUCUCCGCGGCGCCGUACUACUGGUGGCCUGAACUGUGGCACAGCUUGCCCGUCAUGGCGAGCGGCGGCGUGAGUGAGAGCGGCAGAACGCCGGCCCAGCACGUGCUAGUGUGGGCCCACUGCGCCACCAUCUACCUCCUCCCCUGCACCGUCUUCUUCUCCCUCAACGCCGUCAUCGUGCGCAAGCUACGCCGCCGCCGCAGCUGCUUCCGCAUGCGCGGCUACUCCACCGGCAAGACCACCGCCAUCCUCCUCGCCAUCACCUCCAUUUUCGCCGUGUUGUGGGCGCCUCGCACCCUCAUGAUCCUCUACCACUUCUACUCCUCGCCUCCGGCGUCGCCGGGCGCCGGCCGCCUGCUGCACAUGCUGACAGACCUGGCCAACAUGCUAGCUCUGCUCAACACCGGCGUCAACUUCUUCCUCUACUGUUUCAUCAGCAAGCGCUUCAGGGGCAUGGCGGCCAACGUGCUGCAAGCGCUGGUCCACUGCCGGAAACAACCGCAGCCGUUCUACGCCAGCCACAACUUCUCCAUCACGAGCAGCCCCUGGAUCUCACCCGCCAACUCCCACUGCAUCAAGAUGCUGGUCUACCAGUACGACAAAAACGGGAAGCCCAUCUGUAUUUCCUCUUAAGGGCUCCACCACCUGUAGCGCCUCCCCUUCCGAAUGUUGAAUCGUUGGGGGACACGUUGUGUCGCCCCGGCAACCAGCUUUGCCUGCAUGGGACUGUUUGAGGCUUGAAAAAGGCCGACAGCGGCGGCACUUAGGCUAGCUUUGAGCCCAAACAAAGCAGCACGAAAAAGAUAACCGAACCAGCAUCACAUGCAAAAAAAAAAAAAUUCCAAUAUGUAAUGAGGAGGGGCGGCACGGCGAUCGAGUGGUUAGCGCGCAGACCUCACAGCUAGGAGACCAGGGUUCAAUUCCACCCUUGGCCAUCUCUGUGUGGAGUUUGCAUGUUCUCCCCGUGCAUGCGUGGGUUUUCUCCGGGUACUCCGGUUUCCUCCCACAUUCCAAAAACAUGCUAGGUUAAUUGGGGACUCCAAAUUGUCCAUAGGUAUGAAUGUGAGUGUGAAUGGUUGUUUGUCUAUAUGUGCCCUGUGAUUGGUUGGCGACCAGUCCAGGGUGUACCCCGCCUCUCGCCCGAAGACAGCUGGGAUAGGCUCCAGCACCCCCGCGACCCUCGUGAGGAAAAAGCGGUAGAAAAUGAAUGAAUGAAUGAAUGUAAUGAGGAAGUUUAUGGGAUGCCAGCUGUACCAAGUCUGACGGGGAGAGUGGAGCGAUGGUGACACAAGUUCAGUGGUGAAAUGACACGGCAGUAACUCCAACAUCUGCUACUUUUGUGUGUGCAGGAGCUCAUUUUCACAAGGCACUGAACUCCAUCCGCGCGUCGUCCCCUGAUGACGACGUGUCCCGCCGUUAUCCUGUCCUGACUCCUCAUCUAAAACGCUUCAUUUCCACACGCCGUCUGGUGCUCCAAGCGUGCCGUGAGAUGAGUAGACACUCUGUGUGUUGUUGCUCAAAUAUGUACUCGUGUUAGACUGUUAAGCGUAGCGUCACGCGACAAUGUUACACAGUGGCUAUGCGUUAGUCAUCGUUUCUCCAGUAUUAGGAAGAGGAAAUUUCUGCUGUAAGUAGAUAGUCCUCUGUCAACUAAUAAUGGCCCUAGAUGAUUUACUGGUAGCCGUUACCUGCUAACCCUUUAUCAGCAGCAGAAAAAGGGCAAAAAACUUGUUUUCCACCAAGUACCGUGGUGAUCUGAAUAGACAAAUUUUCGUACAUACGGUGUAAGUAUUUUUCCGUCUGUCUUAUCUUAAGGGUCUAAAGGUUUAUACAUGCAUACCGUUGUAUAUAGGAUAUAUUUCUAUAUAUUUAUGCGUACUCUUUGCUGUAAGGCUGCCUUCACAUUUCGCUUCUCGGUUAAAAGAAGAUGCUUCGCUCAGCGUUCAGACAGGUACUUUCAUCAUGUGACCAAAGGCUGCAGACUUAACAUAGCAGACAAAAAGUGGCUAUACGUGACUAUACCUGGCAUCAGUCAAGAAAUGCAUGAUAAAGAGGAAUAUAAACAUAUACAGUCAUCCCUUCAUAUACUGUAUCGCGCCCCCAUUCUAAUGCAGUUUUU
This is a messenger RNA of Doryrhamphus excisus (bluestripe pipefish), 4132 nucleotides long. The record is from RefSeq and is a predicted model, not a curated record. NCBI's taxonomy places the organism in Eukaryota, Metazoa, Chordata, Actinopteri, Syngnathiformes, Syngnathidae.